Messenger RNA from Oppiella nova, 1369 nucleotides. NCBI's taxonomy places the organism in Eukaryota, Metazoa, Arthropoda, Arachnida, Sarcoptiformes, Oppiidae. The record is from the annotation of a GenBank genome assembly.
AUGGUAUACUUGAGAGACAGGACAUCCCUAUGGCAACGAAAGGCAACGAAUCUUGAAUUAAGUCUAACCCUAAGCCGAUUAAAAUUCUGGUUGAAUCGGAUUAUGGACAUGGCACUGUCACCCUGGGGGUACAUCAAGGAUUACUUCGAUGCAAUACUACAUUUCUUUCGCCAUUUGCUUGUUCAGGCUAAGCCCGAAAAAAGUAGGCGUGACGUCAUGGCCAGGGUGACAAACUUGUGGUCAUUUUGCGCACUGGUAUUGAGCGCGUGCUUCCAAACCGGUAUCCUAUCGUCGAUUGUGACACAACACGUCUAUACGACCAAUACGUUGGACGAGGUGUUGGAGUCCAAGCAGAGGGUGAUCGUCGCCAACGAGUCCAACGUGUGGUGGGAUAUCAAGAACUACUUCGACUGGAACUCCACUCUUAAUGAGUAUUUGCUGAAAUUAGUCCAAAAGAACAGGGUCGAUUAUAUUGACAAUAACAUUGACGAGGUUGCCAUGAAGGAACAUUUGCGGACAAUAUCGGAUAGAAAGGCAGUAUUCCUGAAGGACGGCGCCUCCAUAUUUAACCGAAAGCGCCAAAACUUAGAACUAUUACUAGAAACAGGAAGUGAAAUGUAUUCACCGAUACUACUGGGCCACCCGGUGCGAUGGGAUAAACUUGAAAAUUCAGACUACAGGCCACCACUGCCACAGAAUCGCGAAAUUUUACUUAAAAUUAACGAUUUGUUUGAUACAAAUAGUCUGAAAAUUAUGAUCGAAAGUGGGAUUCAUGUGAUAAGUCAAAGGAGGCGUGAGAUGUUUGAGCUAAAUAUGGGUCACCGGUCGUUGGAAAGGGAACUAAAAAUUAUGAAUAAGUAUACGAAGAGGUAUGAGGACAGGGAGUUGAGUGGACAGGAAGACAAGCAAAUCGCACUGAAUAUGGACCUGGCACUAACACCCUGGGGAAUUGAUGAUAAUUUAUUAACAUUUGCCCGUGCUCAGUGGUAUACCGAUGAGUAUAAUACAGUUAUAUUAAGCGACAAUAAGCUUCAUGCAAAUAAAGGAAACAAAAGCCUGCUAGGCAUAUUGUGGCAUUUAUGUAGGAACUGUGGUCAAUGUAAAUCAAUGUACGGCCAGUACUUUUUGGGCCAACAGUGCGCUCAGCACUGUAUCGACCACAAGGAGCUACUGAUGACCGGUGAGCUACAGGUGCCCGACUGUAAUGCCCCGCAUUCUAUACUUCCAUACAUACGGAAGUUAAUGGAUGAUACAGAUGCCAAAAAUGAUAUCAUUUAAUACAUACAUUUAUUAAUCAUUAUUUUAACAUAACAUAUUAUAUCAAUAUAUUACACUAUAAUAUAAAUCUAUAUUAUCAUUAAGUAAACAG